AUGGAGAUUAUAGAAAAUUCUACCCUACUUCAAUAAUAAGCAAGUGACACUCAGUCUAAUGAUAUAAAAGAUGGCAAGGCACAAAAUGAAGAUUAAAAAUAGUAGAUAGAAUAGCCAGAUUUCCCUUCAGAGCAAUUACCAAAACUUAUUAUCAGAAAUAUCUCUAGAAAUGUCUAAGAAUGCCAUUUAAAAGAAAUGUUUGAAGUAUAUUCUAAAGUCAAAUCAGUUGAAAUACCAAGAGAUCCGAGAUUUAGAACUAAGUUAGAAUAUGCAAUAGUAGAAUUUGAUGAUAUUAAAGAAGCAGAAACUGCAUACAUACGCUAUGAUGGAGCUUAAUUAGAUGGUAAAGUGCUAUAAUGCAAAUUUCAACCAAUUAAAAGACCCCGCUUGGUUAAGGAACAAUCUCCAAAAAGAAGAGUAUCAGAAGAUAGAAAAGAAUCGAAACAAGAUGAUAAAAUAUAAAAUAAAUCAAGCGAGAAAAAUGAAAGCUAAGUAAAUGAUAGAAUAUAAAGUAAAAGGAGAAGUUAGAGUAAGGAUAGGAAAAUCAAUUAAGGUAAAGCAAAUGGUGAAAGUCGCAAGAGAUCAAGAAGUAGGAAAGAUGAUAGGUCACCUGUAAGAAAAGGUAGAUCUAGAGGUAGAGAUGAUAGUAAAUCAAGAAGAUAUAGCAAAAGUAGAAUUGAUAAUAGAAAGGGAAAUAAUGAUUUUAGGAGCAGAAGAGAUAAUGGAGGAAAUAGAUAUAGAAACUAAAAUAGAUAUAAUGAUAGAAAGAAUGGAAAUAGAUUUGAUAGAAAGAGAUCCCAUAGUAGAAAAAGAAGAUAUUCUUCAUCAUCAAGUCGUAGCAGACGAAGAAGCAGAAGCAAUUCUUAUUCGUCUUCAUCAAGAUCAUCUAGUUCGUCUAGAUCUUCUUCUUCAAGAUCAUCAUACAGUUCAUCUUCAAGAUCAUCUAAGUCCAGAUCUAGAUCUCCUUUAUCAAAAAGCAGAUCACCUCUUACAUAAAAGAAAUGA
Molecule: messenger RNA, 1005 nt
Organism: Stylonychia lemnae
Lineage: Eukaryota; Ciliophora; Spirotrichea; Sporadotrichida; Oxytrichidae
Source: the annotation of a GenBank genome assembly